Molecule: messenger RNA, 335 nt
Organism: Staurois parvus
Lineage: Eukaryota; Metazoa; Chordata; Amphibia; Anura; Ranidae
Source: the annotation of a GenBank genome assembly
UUACAGUUGGCACAAUUUAGUCAGACAAGUACUGUUCUCCUGGCAACCGCCAAACCCAGACAUGUCCAUUGGAUUGCCAAACAGAGAAGUGUGAUUCGUCAGUCCAAAAAACACAUCUUCACUGCUCUAAAGUCUAGUGGCGAUGGCUGAGUUGCUGUUCCCAGUUGCUUCCACUUUGUCAUAACACCACUAACAGUUGACCGUGGAAUAUUUAGUAGCAAGUUAAUUUCACGGAUGGACUUAUUGCACAGGUGGCAACCUAUCACGGUACCACGCUUGAAUUCACUGAGCUCCUGACAGCGACCCAUAUUUGUAGAAGCAGUCUGCAUGCCUAG